AUGAGAACAUUUUGUGCUGCAGCGAUGGAUGCUAAUUCGAGAUAUGCCGGGACGCACGACUUUCAAAUUCGUGCUACUAAAGGCGAACGUCGUGCAUCGACUGAUGUGAGGAUGCAUAUUUUGGCUGCUUACAAAUGUGUUCCGAUGUUUUUGGGCGAGGACAACAUCGAAUUCACCAUCAAAGAGAACAGCCCCGCCGGUACUGAGAUCGGUACCGUAUCGGCUGCGAAACUCGAUAGCAAAUGUGAGCUGAAAUAUCAUCUAUGGGACCCACACACAUACAAGUACACCAACCAGACGGAUAUCGCCUCUAUCGACGUCACCAACGGUCAAGUUCGAACUCGAGUGUCGUUCGAUUACGAAGAGAUGUCAAUCUAUCCG
Molecule: messenger RNA, 381 nt
Organism: Ostertagia ostertagi
Lineage: Eukaryota; Metazoa; Nematoda; Chromadorea; Rhabditida; Trichostrongylidae
Source: the annotation of a GenBank genome assembly